CAGCAACUCUCAAAGCCAAAGAGGAGUGAGAAAGAGGCAGAGGGAAUCACAGUUCAAGCUUUUCUUCUCCUUUUCCGAAAAUGUUCAUUGAGAGUUUUAAGGUCGAGAGCCCUAAUGUGAAGUACACAGACUCUGAGAUUCAGUCUGUGUACAACUACGAGACCACUGAACUUGUCCAUGAAAACCGAAAUGGCAAGUAUCAGUGGAUCGUCAAGCCCAAAACUGUCAAAUACGAAUUUGUGACAAACACUAACGUCCCUAAAUUAGGGGUGAUGCUUGUUGGUUGGGGUGGAAACAACGGUUCUACGCUCACUGGUGGUGUUAUUGCGAACCGAGAGGGUAUUUCGUGGGCUACGAAGGACAAAAUUCAACAAGCCAAUUACUUUGGCUCCUUAACCCAGGCAUCAGCCAUCAGAGUGGGGUCCUUCAAUGGCGAGGAAAUUUAUGCCCCAUUCAAAAGCCUGCUUCCUAUGGUGAACCCAGAAGGCAUAGUAUUUGGAGGAUGGGAUAUUAGUGACAUGAAUCUGGCUGAUGCGAUGGCAAGAGCUAAGGUGUUUGAUAUUGAUCUGCAAAAGCAGCUUAGGCCCUACAUGGAGUCCAUGGUUCCACUCCCUGGAAUCUAUGACCCGGAUUUUAUUGCUGCCAACCAAGGUGAUCGGGCCAACAAUGUGAUUAAGAGCACUAAGAAAGAACAAGUUCAACAGAUCAUCAAAGACAUAAAGGAGUUUAAGGAAGCCAACAAAGUCGACAGGGUGGUUGUGCUUUGGACGGCCAACACUGAGAGGUACAGUAAUGUCAUCGUGGGGCUGAACGAUACCAUGGAAAACCUCUUGGCUGCUUUGGACAGGAAUGAAUCUGAGAUUUCUCCUUCCACUUUGUAUGCCAUAGCUUGUGUUCUGGAAGAUGUGCCUUUUAUCAAUGGAAGCCCUCAGAACACUUUUGUCCCAGGCCUGAUUGACUUGGCGAUCCAGAGAAACAGUUUGAUUGGUGGUGAUGACUUUAAGAGUGGUCAGACCAAAAUGAAAUCUGUGUUGGUCGACUUCCUUGUUGGGGCUGGUAUUAAGCCAACUUCCAUAGUGAGUUACAACCAUCUGGGAAACAACGAUGGGAUGAACCUCUCAGCUCCACAAACCUUCCGUUCUAAGGAAAUCUCCAAGAGCAAUGUCGUUGAUGAUAUGGUCAACAGCAACGCCAUCCUCUAUGAAUCUGGCGAGCAUCCUGACCAUGUCGUUGUUAUCAAGUAUGUGCCUUACGUGGGAGACAGCAAGAGGGCCAUGGAUGAGUACACUUCAGAGAUAUUCAUGGGUGGAAAGAACACAAUUGUGAUGCAUAACACAUGCGAGGAUUCCCUAUUGGCUGCUCCCAUCAUCUUGGAUUUGGUCCUCCUUGCUGAGCUGAGCACUAGAAUCCAGUUCAAAGCUGAAGGAGAGGGCAAGUUCCAUUCCUUCCACCCAGUCGCAGCCAUCCUCAGUUACCUCACCAAGGCUCCUCUGGUCCCACCAGGUACACCAGUGGUGAAUGCAUUGUCAAAGCAGCGUGCUAUGCUGGAAAACAUCAUGAGGGCUUGUGUUGGAUUGGCUCCUGAGAACAACAUGAUUCUGGAGUACAAGUGAAGAUGGACUGGUUUCCCAGUUCCUUUAUGAAUAUGUAUUCGCAUGAUUUCGCUUGUGUAAUAUCUGGCAAAUGUGUAUGUUUUCAGCGUUCCGUUUUUUAGUUUUUGCAAGGGCUGCUCCUCUUGUGCGUAGCUUGCCCUGUUAUCUGCUUUUGCUUAUUUUAUUUAAGAGCAGGCAAUCUCAAGUGUUUUAGAUGAAAGUAAAUGCAAGUAUUUUCUAUAUAUUUUCUGGAA
Molecule: messenger RNA, 1846 nt
Organism: Neltuma alba
Lineage: Eukaryota; Viridiplantae; Streptophyta; Magnoliopsida; Fabales; Fabaceae
Product: inositol-3-phosphate synthase
Exons: 10
Coding region: 81-1613 (510 amino acids)
Biological process (GO): phospholipid biosynthetic process; inositol biosynthetic process
Molecular function (GO): inositol-3-phosphate synthase activity
Source: RefSeq, a predicted model, not a curated record